Fusarium coffeatum is the source of this 945-nucleotide messenger RNA. RefSeq lists its product as uncharacterized. Bases 1 to 945 code for a protein of 314 amino acids. Gene Ontology annotation, cellular component: mitochondrion; membrane. The record is from RefSeq and is a predicted model, not a curated record. Lineage: Eukaryota; Fungi; Ascomycota; Sordariomycetes; Hypocreales; Nectriaceae. The transcript is spliced from 4 exons. Gene Ontology annotation, biological process: mitochondrial respiratory chain complex IV assembly.
AUGAAUGCGCCACAGACUCUCCUGCGCAGUCUGCGCAUUUCGAAACAAGUGCCUCGCUGCACAAGACUCACCAAUUCAGUUCCGCCAAGGAGGAACUUCACCACCUCUUUCUUCCGUCGCAAAAAGCAGCAGCCCUCAGCCGAUGACCCAGAAUUCGUCUCUGUUCUAGAUGGCCCGCCCCAGCUUGUUCGUGUGGGAAGACGCCAUGGACCUGGUUUGAUUAUCCUCGCUAUCAUCCCCGUUACAGCCUUCAUCCUGGGAACAUGGCAAGUCCAACGCCUGGGCUGGAAAUCGGACCUCAUCGCCAAAUUCGAAGACCGUCUCAUCCGCGACCCACUACCCCUUCCACCUACCAUUGAUCCCGAUGCCAUCCACGACUUCGACUAUCGCCGCGUGAUAGCAAAAGGUCAUUUUAGACAUGACCAGGAGAUGCUCAUUGGGCCGCGCAUGCGUGACGGUACAGAUGGAUAUAUGGUAGUAACACCACUGGAGCGUGAGAAUGGCACAACAAUUCUGGUGAAUCGAGGCUGGAUCGACAAGAAGCACAGAGACAAGAGGACAAGACCUGAUGGAUUACCAACCGGCGAGGUCACCGUGGAGGGGCUCUUAAGAGAGCCUUGGAAGAAGAAUAUGUUUACGCCCGAGAACCAGCCCGAGAAAGGCAUGUUCUAUUUCCCAGAUGUGAAGCAGAUGGCUGCGUUGACCGGUAGUCAGCCUGUCUGGGUGGAGGCUACUAUGGAACCCGAAUUCAUGCAAAUGGUUGACUGGGAAUCUCGAGGUAUUCCUUAUGGUCGACCCGCAGAGGUUAACCUGCGAAACAACCAUGCCCAGUAUAUCUUUACCUGGUAUGGUCUGGCCUUCGCAACCUCCAUCAUGCUUUGGAUGGUAGUUAAGAAGCCCGCAAAUGACGUUGCUCGUCGUGUAGCCCGCUCAAAGGGUCUGUAA